AUGCGCGAUCCCACCUCGCUGCUACUCGAUAAGACGUUACAAAGAGCUUCAAGUGUAACUCUUGGUCACUCCACCCCACCCAUCUCACAUCUUCAUAAGGAUGACGACGAUACCGUUUUCGGAGGUGAUGAAGAAUACUUUGCCACUUUUCCAUUCAGCUCAUUCACUGUUCAGGCAGACAGUCACACUAAAGCCCCUGUCACUCAAGGGCAAUUAAAAGAAAUCAAAGAAAAGCUAAAUUCACUACUUGAGGCUUCUAAAGCUUCCUACAGUGAAGUUUAUUCUAAAGCAGCAGUUAAAUUCAUUUUCCAGGCCAUAACGAAGAAGCACAAUGUGAAUCACAAAAAGUUGAAUAAAGCAGUUACUGGUUCUGCUGUUAUGUGCAAGGAUUCGACCGAAAAAGUCGAUAAACUAAUUAAUGAUGCUCAGACUUUUAUACUAAAAUUCCAAACUUCCUUCAAGACCAAUAUUUCAAAGGCGAAUGCAAUUAUUGCAAAUCUUGGAUCCUCUCUCAAAACCGAGAAGGAAGCUCUUGAGAAGGUUCGCACUGGCCUUCAAAAGGAUAAGUCUAAUUUCCAAGCCACAAUCUCUUCGCAGAUUGAAAAGUUACAUGUCAAAUUGGCUAUGUAG
Lactuca saligna is the source of this 630-nucleotide messenger RNA. NCBI's taxonomy places the organism in Eukaryota, Viridiplantae, Streptophyta, Magnoliopsida, Asterales, Asteraceae. The record is from the annotation of a GenBank genome assembly.